Molecule: messenger RNA, 1258 nt
Organism: Magallana angulata
Lineage: Eukaryota; Metazoa; Mollusca; Bivalvia; Ostreida; Ostreidae
Product: ras-related protein Rab-1A-like
Exons: 7
Coding region: 163-762 (199 amino acids)
Molecular function (GO): GTPase activity; GTP binding
Source: RefSeq, a predicted model, not a curated record
CAUAACUUUAACCAUGCACGUGAUUUACCAAGGAGGAAGGUAUUUAAUGAACGGAUGUGUACAACGAGGAAAAACAUGGGAUUGUAUUGAUACAAUUUAAAAACGGAAUAAAGUGUUACAAAUGAAAUUGUUUUCCUUGAAAUAUAUCCAGGUCUACGCACAAUGGAGCCAAGAUAUGACUACCUAUUCAAACUGUUACUUAUUGGUGACCCUGGAGUUGGAAAGACCUCGCUUCUUCUGCAAUUUGGAGAUGGCACAUACUCAGAGAAUCAUAUAGGAAUAGAUUUUAAACUACGAACAAUUAAACAAGACGACAAAAUUAUAAAGUUGCAAAUAUGGAACACUGCCGGUCAGGAAAGAUUCCGAACUAUUACAUCUAGUUACUACAGAGGUGCCCGCGGCCUGUUUGUUGUUUAUGACGUCACAAACCAGUUAUCUUUCAACAAUUUGAAUGAAUGGUUUGAUGAAAUUGAUAAACAUGUCAGUAAAGAUGUCAUAAAGGUACUUAUUGGCAACAAAAUGGAUAUGGAGACAGACAAAGUUGUAGAUUAUACCGCAGCAGAGGAAUAUGCUAAACAGUUAGAAGUCCCAUUUUUGGAGACCAGUGCCAAGGACGGUACUAAUGUAGAACAAGCUUUGAUGACGAUGGCCACAGAAAUCAAGAACAGAAUGGGACCAGCUCCCUCAGACUCACCCGAUAGCAAGCCGAGUGUUAAAAUUAACGCUAGCAACCCUGUCAAGCAAUCAAGGGGUUGUCAUUGACUGUAGUCAGUGUAUAUUUAAUAUCAUCAUGACCUGUUACGCGAGUGGCAUUUAGUUUAGGUCAGCUGAUUGUAUGCAAUUAUUUCUUGCCAAAUUAGGAAAGAGUCUCUUAUGAGAGGGCCCAGGAAACUGUUGAUUGAUGCAGUUGGCCGAGGACAACUAAACAGCUAGUUUUCUGUAUCUUCUUCAUUACUGAGGCCAGUAGUUUAAUUGGUGUCCUAUUGUUUAUUUAUAGCAUAAUCUACUUCGAUUUGACGGGAUAACAGUUUGUUGCUUGACCGGGAAAUAGUUUAUACCGUGACUGGGUUAAAUUUUAUCACGUGAUUGUAAUUAUAGUAAUUCAUGCGAUAAUCUGUUUCACUCUUUCUUGUUUUGUCUAGGUUUUUCUGUUAAUUAAAACAGAACCAAUGUGUAAGUUCAAUUCAUUGAGUAGAUUAUAUAUAUAGUUGUUCUUUCUCUCCCUCUCUUAAUACUUUUAGACUAAAUACCUGGUACU